AUGAGAACAAAGUGUGGCCCAGAAGCAAACUACACGACAUGUCGUUUAAAUGGUACCAAAAGAGAUAAGGAAUUUAUAUCUUGGCCAUCAGCUCAUGCAACAGAAGCUGGAUCUGCAGGUGUUUUUGUUGCAUUUUUUGUUCAAGAAGUGUUCGUUGACAAGAACUUACUGAUAUCAUUUGCAUCUGCUGUCUUGUUUUUAGGAUUUGGAGUCUACGUUGGUGGCUCUCGAAUCAAAGAUUUUAAACAUCAUCCUGAUGAUGUAACAGCCGGACUCUUAAUUGGUGCAGGGGUAUCCUACUUCAUUUGGACAAACAUGAAAAAGAAAAUAUUUACAGUCGAAAAGAAACCAAUCGAGUUUGCUCCUGAAGCAAACGAAAUGCGCGAUGUAGAACAAUUCGAUGAAUCAUAG
This is a messenger RNA of Trichomonas vaginalis G3, 411 nucleotides long. Its product is annotated as phosphatidate phosphatase protein. The record is from RefSeq and is a predicted model, not a curated record. Gene Ontology annotation, molecular function: phosphatidate phosphatase activity. Gene Ontology annotation, biological process: phospholipid metabolic process. Bases 1 to 411 code for a protein of 136 amino acids. NCBI's taxonomy places the organism in Eukaryota, Parabasalia, Trichomonadida, Trichomonadidae. The transcript has a single exon.